Molecule: messenger RNA, 455 nt
Organism: Macrosteles quadrilineatus (aster leafhopper)
Lineage: Eukaryota; Metazoa; Arthropoda; Insecta; Hemiptera; Cicadellidae
Product: pro-resilin-like
Exons: 4
Coding region: 1-432 (143 amino acids)
Cellular component (GO): extracellular matrix
Source: RefSeq, a predicted model, not a curated record
AUGAAGGUCGCCAUAGUGUCAAGCCUGUGUCUUUGCCUGAUGUGGCUGUCCCUUGCAGAGGCUAGACCUGAGCCUCCCAGUUCCAUGUAUGGAGUCCCCAGCAUGGGCUACGGCAGAGGACCGGCUGGGUUCGGAGGACACUCGGGAGGUGGCGCAGACCCUUUCGCUGAGGAAGCCAACUACAACUUCAUGUACGAGGUGCAGGACGCCGCCUCUGGCAAUGACUUUGGCCACAUGGAGCAGCGGCAAGGGGAGGUGGCCAGGGGCUCGUACCAUGUGCUGCUGCCUGACGGUCGCAUGCAGAAGGUUGACUACGUAGCCGACCAGAACGGCUACAGACCUAUGGUCUCGUACACAGGGGAGGCCAAGUUCGGUCCCUCUGGGGGCAACAGGCCAAGCGGAGGUGGCGGAGGCUACUUUUACAGAAGAUAACCCCAGUAGCAGCUAGAUCUCAA